Molecule: messenger RNA, 1260 nt
Organism: Nymphalis io (European peacock)
Lineage: Eukaryota; Metazoa; Arthropoda; Insecta; Lepidoptera; Nymphalidae
Product: lipase 3-like
Exons: 5
Coding region: 1-1260 (419 amino acids)
Biological process (GO): lipid metabolic process
Molecular function (GO): hydrolase activity, acting on ester bonds
Source: RefSeq, a predicted model, not a curated record
AUGUUAGGUAUAGUGCUAUUGAGCUGUGUAGUAGUUGUUACGGGUGGUCGAUCUCCACAUGCUGACUAUAUUGAGGAGUUGGUCCAGACCAAUGUAUUCGGUGGUCGCGUUUCAGAUAACAUUAUAGAAGAUGCAACUCUUGAUUUGCCGGAGUUAGUAAGAAAAUAUAACUACCCCUUUGAAGAGCACUUUGUAACGACUGAAGAUGGCUAUAUCUUGGGAGUACAUAGAAUUCCCCGUGGACGCGAUUCGAACAAUAUUCCCGGGGAAAGACCGGUUGUGUUCUUCAUGCACGGAUUAUUGUCAUCAUCAGCUGAACACGUCAUAACAGGACCCGGAACUGGACUUGCUUACAUCUUAGCCGAAGAAGGCUAUGAUGUCUGGAUGGGCAACGCUCGUGGAAACUACUUUUCACGCAGGCAUACUAAUUUAAAUCCAGACGCUCACUUUAAUACCGACUUUUGGCAAUUCUCAUUUGAUGAAAUAGGAAAUAAGGAUUUGCCAGCUAUGAUUGACUAUGUUCUUAAGCAUACAGGAAGAUCAGCUUUGCAUUACAUCGGAUUCUCGCAAGGAACUACAGUUUUUUUCGUUAUGUGCUCUCUUCGGCCACAAUAUAAUGAAAAAAUAAUUUCGAUGCAUGCAUUAGCACCUGUGGCAUACAUGGCUCAUAACAAAAAUCCUUUAUUAUUGGCUCUGGCACCCCAUUCUAAGAAUAUAGCGGAUUUAGCUUCACUAAUUGGAAUUGGAGAAUUUUUACCCAACAGAGAGAUUUACACGUGGGCAGGUCAAGCUUUAUGUAUGGAUGGUAUGAUACUCCAGCCUGUCUGCAGCAGUAUUCUGUUUUUAAUAGGUGGAUGGAACGAGGAUCAACAUAAUGCAACAAUGUUGCCGGUUAUAUUUGGACACGUACCUGCGGGAUCAUCAGUGCUGCAGUUUGCCCAUUUCGGACAAAGCGUAGCCGACAAAGAGUUCAGACGAUUUGAUUUUGGUACAUUACAAAAUUUACUAAAAUAUGGCACGACUGUCCCACCCAGAUAUAACUUGUCUAAGGUUACAGCACCCGCUUUCUUUCAUUAUUCUGAAAGCGAUCCUUUAGCUGAAGUGGAGGAUGUGGAUAGGUUGUUUCAAGAAUUAGGAAGGCCGAUGGCCAAGUUCAGGGUGUCACAUUCAAAAUUUAGUCACCUAGACUUUCUUUGGGGUAUUGAUGCUAAAGAUUUGGUGUACGACAGACUAAUCAAUUUAUUAAGAAUGAUGGACUAG